AUGCUGGCCAAUCAGAAGCUCCUCGUUGAGACCAUGCAGGCGUGCCAUCACAACAGCGACAGCAUCUUGCAGCUCGUGAGCAAGGUCUGUGCCAAGAUGAGCCUCGCCGACGUGGCUUCGGAAUGCGAGCAGGUUCGUGAGGUCCUCAAGGACACAAACUCGAUGUUUGCAACCCUGCACGAUGCCUCCACCGCGGACUUGUCGCAAGUCUUGGCUGAUGUGAAGAAGUAUGCGUCGGAAGUGGUGGUUCAGGAGUCUCGCGAGAUGCAGUCGUCGGUCAGCCAAAAGUCGGAUGCGUUGGUUCAGGACGUCAACGAACGCUUCAAAAAGCUGGAGGCUCGGGUCCUCUCGGAGCUUGGUGGCGAGGAGAAGGGAAGCCAGGCCAGCAAGAGCGACAGCCAGCUCCUGAAGAAGAUGACCAACCGCAUGAGCGACUUCGAGGCGCAGGUCUCAACGCAGAUCCAGCAGCUCACACAGGACGUGGAGAAGAAGGUGUCUUUCCUGGGCUCUCAGAGGGCCGGCACCGGUGCAGAUGCCUCGAGCCCUCCAGGCUUGGAAAGCCUUUCACAUGACCUGGAUGCGGUGAAGUAUGACAUGGGCGAGCUGAAGGAUAUGUUGAAUGCCUCCAAGACCGACACUUCCCAGGUGAAGCGCAUCGUUCUCGCCUGUGAGAGAGACAUGGAGGACUUCACUGCUGCGAUGGAUGCGGUGAACGUCGACCUGGAUGAGAUGAGAGCACGUGUUGACUCAACGCACUCUAUCAUCACCUCGCGCCAGCGCGUGGAAGCCACGGUCACCGCGGAGAUCUCCACCAUGCGCCUGGACAUGGGCGACAUGCAAGAGGCGUUGAAAGCGCACGAUGCCUGGAUGGAGGAUGUGUCCCAGAGUCUGCAGGAGGUGCAUGAGCGCUGCCAGCAGCUGUCCGAAGAUAUUGGCGAGCAUGCCCAGAGCACCCAAGCGAAGCUCGAUGCCAAGACGGACAUCACGGCCUGGAAUGAUAUGAACGACGACAUCGACGCCUCCAUCAAGACUGUACGCGACAUGGCGUCCGCGCUACGCUUGGAAGUGGACAGCCGCAGGCGCAAGGUGGACGAAGACCUCGGAAGUUUGCGCGAGAAUCUGAAGAGCUUGGCGGAGAAGGUCGACACGAAUGCCGCCAACAUCCAACGUUACGUGGAUGACUCGAACUCCGUGGUGUCCCAACGUCUUGAUGAACGCCACCAGCAUUGCAAGGACUUGGAGACGACCCUGGGCCGCCACGGCGACACUCACCAACAGAUCCAUGCGAAGAUCGAUGCACAUCGGGAGGAGAUCGACAACAGGACGGCACAGCUGGAAGCUCAUUUGCAGAAGCAAGACGAAGACCUCCACAAGGAGGUCAACGAUCGUAUCGAUGGUGUCGAGCGCCACCACUCCAACAUCUCCAAGGAAACCUCGAAGCGCCUGAACGCCUUGGACCUCCGCAUUGCAGGACUUCAGGGUGCUAGUGGCGAGUCCAAGCGCGAUAUCGGGAAGCUGCGUGAUGAGGUGAACAACUUAACCGUGAAAAGUGCUGCGCAUGACGUGGACAUCGGGAAGAACAGUGACGACUUGCGGAAGCUGGAGCGCCAACGCAUCGAGGACAACCAGCGGCACAAGCAGGAUGUGGACGGCAUCUAUGAGGAGCUUGAUCAGAAGGUCUAUGAGAAGAAUUUCCAAAGCUUGGAGGAGAACGUCACGAAGCUCACCCGUGGCACAGUCAAGCUAUGCCAGGUGGUGGGGGUGUUCCCAGGAGCGAGGAUGAACGAUGGCACGGAGGCAACUGUUCAAGUUUUCGGAACAUGGCCAGACUGUGCUCACCCGCGCUGCAAGGAAGAGCUCGAUGUUGAUGUGGAGCUGCUGAAUUGGGAGGACUGCGCACAGAAUCUGGUGAGUCGGGUCUCUUGUCUUUACAUGAACCGCUCAGAAGCCGGGACGGCCGAAUCUUUAGAGACCUUGGAGGGAGCGAGCAAGGUUGACAAGACGUGGCGGCAGAUCUCUUCCCAGAAGUAUCGCAGCAUUCUGGACCUCCUUGGAAAGAAGGCUGACCAUUCCGUGCUACGCCUUCUGCAGAUCUCGCAGCAGCACAUCGAAAGCCAACUGGAUCGUGUUCGCCAUGAGCGCGAGCUUUGGAAGGAGGUGGUGGACAAGCGGGCGCAGCAGCCGCUGCAGCUGGCUCUGACGUUGAAGGAUCCGCACACAGGGCAGCCACUGCCAGGUCCGCCAGGCUAUGGCCUGCCUGGCCUUGAUGGCAAUCCCAUGGCUGGGCCCCUCUCCGGCCGUGGACUCCCUGGCGGAAUGACGUCGGACCCGAUGCAGCUGGGACCUUCAGGCCAGGGCAUGGGCCCGGAUCAGCCAAAGGCCUCACCCUUGGCCAAGCGCAUCGCACGGCCACAACCGGGGCCACCAGCGCCCAAGGUGCAGGGUUUCCUACGUCCUUAA
This is a messenger RNA of Symbiodinium necroappetens, 2460 nucleotides long. NCBI's taxonomy places the organism in Eukaryota, Dinophyceae, Suessiales, Symbiodiniaceae. The record is from the annotation of a GenBank genome assembly.